GGCCCCACUUCCGCUUCCGGGUCGCUCCCAGCUCGGGGCGAAGCGAGGCGUGUAGAAGGGGGGGGGGACGGCAGGAGAAGCAGGACGACUCGCUCUCGCUCUCGCUCGCCGUCGGAGCCGCCAUCGUUGCCUGCCCGGCCUCGCUAUGCCCAAAGGAGGUAAAAAAGGGGGCCAUAAAGGCCGAGCACGGCAGUAUACAAGCCCGGAAGAGAUCGAUGCCCAGCUGCAGGCUGAGAAACAGAAGGCCAGGGAAGAGGAAGAGGAGCAAGAGGAAGGCGGCUCCGGGGCCUCCGGAGAACCCAAGAAGAAGGAGAAAUCGCUAGAUUCGGAUGAGAGCGAGGAAGAAGAGGGCGAAGACUAUCAGCCGAAACACAAAGGAGUGGAAGGCAUGAUCGACAUAGAGAAUCCCAACCGGGCAGUGCAAACAGCUAAAAAAGUCACUCAGCUCGAUUUAGAAGGCCCGAAGAGAAUUAGGGGGGGGAGAAGGGUAGAGAUUGAAAAACAGAAGGCAAAAGAAAGGUACAUGAAGAUGCACCUGGCAGGGAAAACGGAACAGGCCAAGGCCGACCUCGCCCGGCUAGCCAUUAUCCGGAAACAGAGAGAAGAGGCAGCCAAAAAGAAAGAGGAAGAGAGGAGAGCUAAAGACGACGCGGCCAUGGCAGGCAAGCGGAUGCAGUCGCUGUCCCUCAACAAGUAAAGGCAGCCCCCUCCCCCCGAGAGGAGGGACACCCCCGGGACGGUGCUGGGCCUGGCACCCUUCGGACUCGCUGCGGCGUCAAUUUCCCAGAGAGGCUGCAGGAGGAGGGCAGCGGCAGCAGCGAUGGCGGCCUCACCGUCACCUCUGAAGAGACUCUGACCGCUCCGUGUUCGUCUUCAUCUGGGCACAGAAUUCCACGGGAUUACUUUUUUGGGGGGGGUGGGGUGGGGAGGGAGGGAGGGGCACGCAGGCGAGGGGAGGGGGAAGAGGGCAGGAGGUAUCCAGGCACCCUUCACCUUUGGUGCAAAAAUCGUGACAACACCGACGGUUGCAUUAAAAUGACCGUUUUCGGGGAGGGGGAAACCAAACGCCGCCGGCUGAACGGUUUGAUGUGUUUUUGAUUUUCGGGUGGGAGGCCAACGGAGGCGGAAGGUUUGCUGGGGAGGGGGCCGAUCGCUUCAGCUAGCUUUCAGGGAAACUAGGCAGGGAAGGGGGUGGGAGACGAGUAGCUUGGACCCCUGUAGAUGCAUUUCCCAAAAAUAAAAAAUACGGGGACGAGGGAGUGUGCUUUGGCAUGGACCUGGGCUGCACAAAAGUCCAGGGAAAUGAACAGUUACGGGGCAGGAGGUGGAAUCCUUGACGCACACCCCCUCCAAAACCCUCUUGGCUAUUUUAGUUUUCUCUUUUCCACCCUGUUGUUUUAUUUUAUUUUAUUUUAUUUUAAAACCGUCCUUUUCAUUUCUUUCCCUCCUUCUCUGGAAGUCGAUAAUGACUUCUGUUUUUUAAAAACAAACCCUUGGAAAAGCGAAAACUAGAGAACGCAUCUUCGGGAUUGUGCAUCUUUCCGGAAUAGAGGCAGGCGUGCGCGCGCAAGAGAGAGAAAGAAAGAGAGAGAGAGAAAAAAGAGAAAAACCUGUAUAUUUGGCUGAAUAAAGUUUAAAUUAUCGUAA
This is a messenger RNA of Pantherophis guttatus, 1647 nucleotides long. Lineage: Eukaryota; Metazoa; Chordata; Lepidosauria; Squamata; Colubridae. The record is from RefSeq and is a predicted model, not a curated record.